CGCCUCCCUGCGCCUCGGCCGCCGCUCCGCGCGCUGCGGCUGCCAUGGGGGUCGCGGGCCGCGGUCGGCCUGGGGCGGCCCGAGCGCUGCUGCUGCUGUUGCUGCUGCCGCCUCCGCUGCUGGUCGCCGCCGUCCGGGGCCGCGCUGACCGGCCGCUGGAGGAUGUGGACGAGUGCGCUCAACGGCUAGAUGACUGCCAUGUUGAUGCGCUGUGUCAGAACACACCCACGUCCUAUAAGUGCUCUUGCAAGCCUGGCUACAAAGGGGAGGGCAGGCAGUGUGAUGACGUGGAUGAGUGUGACAGUGAGCUAAAUGGAGGCUGUGCCCACGACUGCUUAAACAUUCCGGGCAACUAUCGCUGCACCUGUUUCGAUGGCUUCAGGUUGGCUCAUGACGGUCAUAAUUGUCUCGAUGUGGACGAGUGCAUGGAGAACAAUGGUGGCUGUCAACACACCUGCCUCAACGUCAUGGGGAGCUAUGAGUGUGGCUGCCAAGAAGGUUUCUUUCUGAGUGACAAUCAGCACACUUGCAUUCACCGCUCAGAAGAGGGCCUGAGCUGUAUGAACAAGGACCAUGGCUGUAGUCACAUCUGCAGGGAGGCCCCCAGGGGCAGCAUUGCCUGUGGAUGCAGGCCUGGUUUUGAGCUGGCUAAGAACCAGAGAGACUGCAUCUUGACUUGUAACCAUGGAAACGGUGGGUGUCAGCACUUGUGUGAAGAUACAGCUGAAGGUCCCAUGUGUAGCUGCCAUCCACGGUACAGAUUGCAUGCUGAUGGGAGGAGCUGUCUGGAGAAAGAGGGCACCAUCCUGGAGGGGACAGAGAGCAACGCCACAUCAGUGGCCGACGGAGAUAAACGGGUGAAGAGACGGCUGCUCAUGGAAACGUGUGCCGUCAAUAACGGAGGCUGUGAUCGCACCUGCAGGGACACAUCCACAGGGGUUCACUGCAGUUGUCCCAUUGGGUUCACCCUCCAGUUGGACGGGAAGACUUGUAAAGAUAUCGAUGAGUGCCAGACCCGGAAUGGAGGUUGUAACCAUUUCUGCAAAAACACCGUGGGCAGUUUUGACUGCAGCUGCAGAAAAGGAUUUAAAUUAUUAACAGAUGAGAAGUCUUGCCAAGAUGUGGAUGAAUGCUCUUUGGAAAGAACCUGUGACCACAGCUGCAUCAACCACCCAGGUACAUUUGUUUGUGCCUGCAACAGCGGGUUCACACUCUACGGCUUCACCCACUGUGGAGACACCAACGAGUGCAGUGUCAGCAAUGGGGGCUGCCAGCAAGUUUGCGUCAACACAGUGGGUGGCUAUGAGUGCCAGUGUCAUCCAGGGUACAAGCUCCACUGGAAUAAAAAAGACUGCGUGGAAGUGAAGGGCUUCCUGCCCACCAGCACGACGCCCAGUGUGUCCCUGCACUGUGGUAAGAGUGGUGGAGAAGACAGGUGCAUCCUAAGAUGUCACUCUGGCAUCUACCUCUCUUCAGGACUGCAAGAGGCCUACUCUGUCACCUGCGGCUCUUCCUCUUCUCUCAGAAGCAGACAGCAAAAGUCAAACGACUCUGAUUUUGGGGAUGUCAUCACCGUCAGGACAAGUGUAACCUUUAAGCUAAAUGAAGGCAAAUGUAGUCUGCAAAAGGUCAAGCUGUCUCCCGAGGGCCCGCGACCAGCGCUACCAGAGAGGCACAGCUCAGUAAGAGAGAGCUUCCAGUACGCAAACCUUACAUGCAGCUCUGGCAAGCAAGUCCCAGGAGCCCUUGGCCGACCGAGUGCCCCUAAGGAAAUGUUUAUCACGGUUGAGCUUGAACGGGAAACUUACAAAAAGGAGGUGACAGUCUCCUGCAAUCUGAGCUGCCUGGUAAAGCAGACGGAGAAGCGACUACGGAAAGCCAUCCGCACGCUCAAGAAGGCUGCCCACAGGGAGCAGUUUCACCUGCAGCUCUCGGGCAUGGACCUCAACGUGGCUAAAACGUCCCUCCGAGCGUCUGAACAGCGGGAGGAGACCUGUGGAGUGGGGCAGAGUCAAGAGGAAAACCAGUGUGUCUCAUGCAGGCCUGGGACUUAUUAUGAUGGAUUACAAGAAAGCUGCAUUUUAUGUCCAAAUGGAACCUUCCAAAAUGAGGAAGGACAAGUCACUUGUGAACCAUACCCAAGACCAGGAAAUCUUGGGGCCCUAAAAAUCCCAGAAGCCUGGAAUGUGUCUGAAUGUGGUGGUCUAUGCCAACCAGGUGAAUAUUCAGCAGAUGGAUUUGCCCCUUGCCAACUCUGUGCCCUGGGCACCUUUCAGCCUGAUGUGGGCCGCACAUCAUGCCUCCCAUGUGGAGGAGGUCUUCCCACUAAACAUCUGGGAGCCACUUCCUUCCAGGAUUGCGAAACCAGAGUUCAGUGUUCGCCUGGGCAUUUCUACAACACCACCACACACCGAUGUAUCCGCUGCCCACUGGGGACAUACCAGCCUGAAUUUGGAAAAAAUAGCUGUGUUUCCUGCCCGGGGAAUACUACCACGGACUUUGAUGGCUCUACCAACAUAACGCAGUGUAAAAACAGGAAGUGUGGAGGGGAGCUGGGGGAUUUCACAGGGUAUAUUGAGUCCCCAAACUACCCUGGGAACUACCCUGCCAACUCCGAGUGCACCUGGACCAUCAACCCACCGCCUAAACGCCGCAUCCUGAUCGUGGUCCCCGAGAUCUUCCUGCCCAUAGAAGAUGACUGUGGCGACUACCUGGUGAUGCGGAAAACCUCUUCAGCAAAUUCUGUGACCACAUAUGAAACCUGCCAGACCUACGAACGCCCCAUCGCCUUCACCUCCAGGUCAAAGAAGCUGUGGAUUCAGUUCAAGUCCAAUGAAGGGAACAGUGCCCGAGGGUUCCAGGUCCCCUAUGUGACGUACGACGAAGACUACCAGGAACUCAUUGAAGAUAUAGUUCGAGAUGGCAGGCUCUACGCAUCUGAGAACCACCAGGAAAUACUGAAGGAUAAGAAACUGAUCAAGGCUCUGUUUGAUGUCCUGGCACACCCCCAGAACUAUUUCAAGUAUACAGCCCAGGAGUCCCGGGAGAUGUUUCCAAGAUCUUUCAUCCGAUUGCUACGUUCCAAAGUGUCAAGGUUUCUGCGGCCUUACAAAUGACUCUUCCCACGUGCCACUCAGAAGAGUGUCCACCGCGGGCAGUGGGCUGAAGCCGUCUACCCUCCAC
Messenger RNA from Microtus oregoni (creeping vole), 3183 nucleotides. RefSeq names its product signal peptide, CUB domain and EGF like domain containing 2 (gene Scube2). Gene Ontology annotation, cellular component: cell surface. Gene Ontology annotation, molecular function: calcium ion binding. Gene Ontology annotation, biological process: signal transduction. The transcript is spliced from 24 exons. The coding region runs from base 45 to 3116 and encodes 1023 amino acids. Lineage: Eukaryota; Metazoa; Chordata; Mammalia; Rodentia; Cricetidae. The record is from RefSeq and is a predicted model, not a curated record.